This is a messenger RNA of Alternaria ventricosa, 972 nucleotides long. RefSeq lists its product as uncharacterized. Lineage: Eukaryota; Fungi; Ascomycota; Dothideomycetes; Pleosporales; Pleosporaceae. The transcript has a single exon. The record is from RefSeq and is a predicted model, not a curated record. The coding region runs from base 1 to 972 and encodes 323 amino acids.
AUGGAGUGUCGAUGUGGAGCGCACUUCUGCUACAUGUGUAUGGGCGAGCCGGAAGACUGUGGCGGAGCGUGUAAUGAAUAUGGGGAAGACGACGGCAGUGACGGCAACAUCACGGAGUCUGAUGAGGGCGAGUCUCCAUCUGGCACGAACGAUGCAUUGGCGCUAUCCAACGAGACAUCUCAAGCGCAAGCGACCGUUGGCGCAGCAGCGAUAUCGACGCCACAGCCAGCGCCUCCCCGUAAUCUUGAUGCUGGAGGGCCUCGUUACUGGGAGGAUCAAGAUCUAGACUUUGGUGAAGAGCCAGGGGAAGACUACCAGGACCGUUCAUGGAACUGUGACCACAGCUUCGAAACCUACAGAAUUCCCCUCGCAAAAGCUCUAGUCAACGAUUCCGCGGCUGAGAUGGAGUGUGUAAAAUGCUGGUGCUCGAUACAUCCAGAGAUCGAAGCACCGAACACCGCAGUCGAUGAGAUGAAGGCAAAGACCGUACCCGCAGGUAUAGUACGAAGAGCCGGUCGAGGGUUCAGAAGGGGUAACGGACCAGGGCGAGGGCGCGGUCGUCCACGCGGCGCAUACGCACCUCCUCGCGGUCUCUUCCAAGCUGGUGAUGCCAUUGGAACAGCGCCCCAUCUUACUACUUCCGUCGCCUCGCCGCUAUCUGAAAGCGUGCCCAUUCGCGAAACCUCGCCCAUGGAGGAUGUCCAGUACUCUUCCGGCCGCGUGGUAGAUACCUACGGCAACAUCAUCGCGACAUCAGAGAUCGAGCUUCGACGUCGAGCAUCCGAUGCAUCUUUCGUCACUGAUGCCGUUCCUCCACAGGCGAAUGGAAAGGCUCAGACUAAGGCUACUUUCAAUGCCCCAUCGACCAUCUUCUCCAUGAAGUUCAGUCUCGCCCAUGAGUGCGUUAAUUGCGCCUUACUCGUGUGCGCAUCGUGCAAAGACGGUAUCUUGGCUGCUGAAGAGGGGAAGUGA